Messenger RNA from Eruca vesicaria subsp. sativa (arugula), 423 nucleotides. The record is from the annotation of a GenBank genome assembly. Lineage: Eukaryota; Viridiplantae; Streptophyta; Magnoliopsida; Brassicales; Brassicaceae.
AUGAAAACCGAUUUAGCCAUCUUGAAGCUGUCCUUCUUCCUCAGCCUAGUCGUGGUUGUAUCAUGUUCUCAGGCUCCCGCACCGUGGAAUCCAUCUAUGGGGACGCGUCCAGGAACAAGCCGGUUAGGCUACGAGAUACGCAUGUAUAACUCUGCAGUCUGGAUGUCCACGGAUCCCAUCCCCGCUUCAUCCAUGACUCAAGGCACCAAAACCGGUUUCAACGAAGAACCAACAAACCCCAUUGGGUAUGUGACGGAUGAUUCAGCCAUUAAAGAAGCUUUAGCUCUGAUGGAUAGCUCUGAAUGGAAGUUCCACAUCGAGAAGAGCAAAGGAGCGUGGCCGGAAUAUUUAGUCACCGAUUAUAACCCACCGUUCCAGACCACCGCUAGAGUUAAUGAGAUUCUUGUUCCGUUUGACAUGUAA